Molecule: messenger RNA, 1773 nt
Organism: Arctia plantaginis
Lineage: Eukaryota; Metazoa; Arthropoda; Insecta; Lepidoptera; Erebidae
Source: the annotation of a GenBank genome assembly
AUGAACGGGUUAAGUUUCAGUGAACUCUGUUGCCUGUUUUGUUGUCCACCAUGUCCGGGGAAAAUCGCGGCUAAGCUAGCUUUUCUGCCACCAGAACCUACGUAUACAUUUACACCUGAUGAAACAGCAGCAAAAUUCUCUUUGACGUUAACCGAUCGUGCAGAGUGGCAAUAUUCAGACAGAGAAAAAGAGAAUAUUGAAGGGUUUUACUCGAGAACCACGAGAGGAAACAGAAUAGCUUGCCUCUUUGUUCGAUGUAGUCCCAACGCCCGUUUUACUAUAUUAUUUUCACAUGGAAACGCUGUUGAUCUUGGUCAAAUGAGCAGUUUUUACCUAGGACUAGGCACUAGAAUAAACUGUAAUAUAUUCAGUUAUGAUUAUUCUGGUUAUGGUGUGAGUGGUGGCAAACCUUCAGAAAAAAAUUUAUAUGCGGAUAUUGAUGCUGCGUGGCAAGCGCUACGAACGCGAUAUGGUAUCAGCCCAGAAAACAUUAUAUUAUAUGGUCAAAGCAUUGGGACUGUACCUACUGUUGAUUUGGCAGCCCGCUAUGAGGUAGGGGCUGUGGUGCUUCAUUCUCCUCUCAUGUCUGGUAUGCGAGUGGCAUUCCCCAACACUAAGAGAACAUGGUUUUUUGAUGCCUUUCCUAGUAUCGAUAAAAUUCCCAAGGUGACCUCUCCGGUUCUAGUUAUACAUGGAACUGAAGAUGAGGUGAUAGAUUUCUCUCAUGGAUUAGCUAUAUACGAGCGCUGUCCGCGUGCUGUAGAGCCGUUAUGGGUUGAGGGUGCAGGGCACAACGAUACUAAUCAAGGUGACGACCAAAAUCCUGCAUCAACAUUGAGCUCCGACAAUAACGAAGUAGCAUCCACCGACCAAAAAGGCUCCAUUACGCAUAACAUCAGUAUAAACGUGACCGACACUGAUUCGCCGACUUGUGUGCGAAGACGGAUACAUUUGCGGUCUCUUAGUGAUGUCACGCCGGCCAGCCUCACGCACACUCCGCGCGCUCGUUCGCAGUCGGAGCGUCCGAGAGCCUCGCCCUCGCCCUCGCGAGCAGCGCUUCGUUCACCUGCGAAGGCACCCACACUUUCGCCGCUGUUUGUGAGUACGCCAGGUGCGCCGCGCUUCGUGCGUAGCGAGCGCUCGUCUCCUGACGCUUCGAUGGUCGCGCUUGACGACACGUUUGCCAGCUCGGACGUGGGUAUCGCUCGACGCUUUGGUGGUCGCGACCGUUCCAGUAGCGACGCCUUCUCAGUGCUAGGCAAUCCGUGGCAAAAGAUGAGCGAAGUCGAUUUGAACACGGCCGCCGGCCGCGGUAGGACCGGUGGCCGUGGGGGUCUCGAUCCCUGGGUGAGAAACUCGACGAUGCGCUCUGCCACGUCCUGUGAGCGGCCGGCGUCACGAGACGAUGCAAAUCGUACGAAUUCUGACAGUGAACAAAAGCGGGAAGUUCCCACCUUUAAGCGGGGCAAGCUGGAAAGAAAGUCGCCAGUGGCGUGCGAGUCGUGCGGCAACGAGAGCUGCGAAUGCUGGCGUGCACAGUGGGCGCGGCAGGCGCGGGCUGCGCGGUCGCUAGGAGCGCAGUGCACGUGUGACGCGCGCUCGCCGCGCCGAUCGCCCGCACGUCUUCGUCCCCGAGUGGCUUCACGUGCGCUGUCCGACGAUGAGGAACGACCUCGGCGCUUGUACAAGUCUGCUUCCCAAAAAACGAUAGGUAUCUCUAUCGACGGUGACCGAGUAAAGAAAGGGGACCCUCUGUUGGAGACCACUUGUUAA